AUGACCCUCGCUUAUCAGAAGACAGUAGUAGCCUUGCCUUUUGCGAUCGGUGAGUGUGGAGAAAAGGACAAUCCUUUAAAAGCUGGCGUCGGUCAAGGGCCUACGGAGAUUGGAAGACUAAGCGGCCAGAACUCCGGCCGGAGUGGCUACACGAGGCGGUUCACGGCCAAGCUCAAAGGAUGCCUGGACAAACUAAAUGGGACAUGGGCGUUGGAGCUCUCGGAAAAUGCAGGAAGCAGUCGAGUUUCUUCAGAAGGCAAGAGGAAAGAUUUGAGUUUAAGAAUUUCAAAGGAAGCUCUUGAAGCUUCGGGUCACGACUUCCACGAACGAUCACAUGCAGUUGGGCCGGUUCCGUCAAAAGAAGACUCAGUCCCUUCACCUAAUAAAGGAUCAGUCGAGCUUUCUUUGUUCCUUCAGCCCGGAAGUGUUCUCCAAUACUGGAACUGGGGCCUGAAGAUCGGUGGAAUCCUUCAGCAUCUUUCUUUUCCAUAA
Striga asiatica is the source of this 492-nucleotide messenger RNA. Lineage: Eukaryota; Viridiplantae; Streptophyta; Magnoliopsida; Lamiales; Orobanchaceae. The record is from the annotation of a GenBank genome assembly.